CCGCAACCGAGUUCGAAUCGGGCGCCAAAUCAGAGCCUGGCAUGCGCAAUCCGCUUUGUGGUCGAAGCAGCACCAUUGCACGCCGCGCCCACGUGCUCUCAGUGUUAUGAAAAUUGUUGCAAAUGCCUUCGCCCUUUCCGAUGAGUGUCGCGAAAUCCCUUAACGUUCAACUGCGCCGCACUUGCUGUCGAUGGUGGUUGCGUUCGGCCUCCGAUGACGCGAAGAAAGUGGUGCUGGACGAGCGACGGCGGAGUCGACAAGCGCUUCUUCGAGUGCGGCUGCCGUGUUCCGCCGCGAUUUCGGCUGUCGACGACGGCUCGGCAGUGGUGACCGCGACGCUGAUGGGCGCGAGGCCCUUCCUCGGUUGCGAGUCCCCGAUUGCGCUUUCGCUGGACGGCGCCGCGCUCACCGUGACCGGCGUGGACGGAACAGUGGCGGACCUGCUGUGCCGUCUGCGCGUGCCCUUCAUGACGAGUAUCGACGUAGAGUUGUCUGGAUGUGCCCAGGCCACACUCGAAAACCUGGUCCUGGACCAGUGCACAGUGCGGACAGAGGGACAGGGAGACAUUGCACUGUCCAAUGUCAAGGCCAACGCUGUGGUUCUCACUGUGGAGGAUGGCUCCAUCACAGCCAAAGGAGCUGUGCAGGGAAACCUGGAAGUGACGUCUCAAGGAUCAGGGGGCUUCAAGGCUCAACGGCUGCUGGCCAAUCACCUCAAGGUGAAGACCUUGGCAGGGCAGCAGCACUUGUCUGCGGUCUACGCUGAAAAGGCACGCCUGGAGUCUACAGAGGGCAUCAUAGACAUAGGGACCCUGCACAGCCAAGAUGCAGUGCUCACGUCGCAGUCAGGUGCCAUACUUUUGGGGGGCCUUGAUGGCGACCGGUGCAGCGUGACUACUGGCUCUGGAGACGUGUCAGUGGUGGUCACUCACAGCCAGCAUCUUAGUGUUACGACUGAUUCUGGAAACGUCACCCUCAGCUUGUCGGCACCCUGUAAAGUGACUGUGGACGCACCUGUGAAGAAGUCAGAUUUUGAUGGCCUGUCGGAAGGUGAUGUUCACUCCGCCACCGAAUCUCAGAUCACAGCCAAAAGUUGCUCUGGAAGUGUGAUCGUGAAGAAGCAAGACUGGAUCAGUUCACUGAAUCUUGGAGGAAGAUCAACGUAGCAGAAUGGAUAUCAGCGCCUGAGUGUAUUGCCUGAGGAAUU
Messenger RNA from Rhipicephalus sanguineus (brown dog tick), 1207 nucleotides. RefSeq lists its product as uncharacterized. The record is from RefSeq and is a predicted model, not a curated record. The transcript has 8 exons. Lineage: Eukaryota; Metazoa; Arthropoda; Arachnida; Ixodida; Ixodidae. Bases 123 to 1166 code for a protein of 347 amino acids.